AUGAUUUCAACACAAAACAAUCUGAUUCAUAGGAAAACUAGAAAUGGAGAGAUCGGUAAUGAGCUUAAGUGUUUUGGUGUUAGCUUGUCUGGUGGGUUCUGGCGCAGCACAAAGUCGUCAAAAAGUGUCUGCUCAUUGGAUCGAAUUCUUAGCGAAGGAGAUGGACUGGGACAUGAAUAAAGCUCACGAUGUUGCGUGCAAGAAAUAUGAUGCCGAUAAGCCCUACGAAUGGCGCAGCAAAUAUUAUUGGACCAACAUCGGUGAUCUUGGUGAUCUUGAACAGAGUUGUGGCAAGUGCAUUCAUGUGACAAACACGGCGAACGGCAAUGAAAUAACAGUGAGAAUCGUUGGUACAACCGGACAAGGCCUAGAGUUGGAUAAGCCAGCGUUUGAUCAGCUUGACAGCGAUGGGCAAAGCCAUGGAGGAAACCUUGUUGUGAACUAUAAGUUUGUGGAUUGUGAUCCUACCCCAGCAGGUCCUGGCGAGUCUAAUGUCAAAGCUGAUUUUUCUAACUACAACCCUGAAGAGAAUAAAUGGGCCUAUCCUUCACAUGCCGAGUGCGCCGCCAAGGACGGCGAUAAACCCUUGGAGUGGCGCAAAAGAUAUGGGUGGACGGCUUACUGUGGGAAGUACUAUAAAGCUUCCAACCCGGAAGAAAACUGUGGAAAGUGCUUAAAGGUAACCAACACAGACACGAAAGAUUCGGUAACAGUGAGAAUCAUGGACACAUGCGCAGAGAAACGCAAGCCUUGGUGUUGAACUACGAAACAGCUUUUAAACCUAUCGACACUAAUGGGGAAGGGAGAAAAGAAGGUCAUCUUACUGUGGACUAUGAAUUUGUGAAGUGUGAUGGAGAUGUGGAUUCCCCACUUCUCAUCUAUUCACAGUAACUUUAUAGACUUGAGAAUUCCCACUUCAUUUCACUUGAACGAUGUACAACGUAUCUAUGUGAAAAACCUUUGUGUAAUAAGCAUGUUACCGCGGAAUCAUGAAUUCCUCUUGUUCAUUAUAACAUGAGAUUAAUAAGA
This is a messenger RNA of Hibiscus syriacus, 1029 nucleotides long. RefSeq names its product pathogenesis-related protein P2-like. The record is from RefSeq and is a predicted model, not a curated record. Gene Ontology annotation, biological process: defense response to fungus; defense response to bacterium. The transcript has 3 exons. NCBI's taxonomy places the organism in Eukaryota, Viridiplantae, Streptophyta, Magnoliopsida, Malvales, Malvaceae. Gene Ontology annotation, molecular function: RNA nuclease activity. The coding region runs from base 44 to 760 and encodes 238 amino acids.